Molecule: messenger RNA, 2555 nt
Organism: Pundamilia nyererei
Lineage: Eukaryota; Metazoa; Chordata; Actinopteri; Cichliformes; Cichlidae
Gene: prima1
Product: proline rich membrane anchor 1
Exons: 4
Coding region: 73-450 (125 amino acids)
Source: RefSeq, a predicted model, not a curated record
AGCUCUAAUACGUCUGUAAUCUUGCUACCUCCAUUGUGGAAGCUGCCCAUCCCACAUCCAUUAGUGAAACUUAUGGGAGAGCUCCAGAGGUCAUGCUCACGGACUGUGGCGGAGAAAGUUAGUGAACAGUGCCAGCUGGCAUGCCACUGUAGAAGAUACCCUCCACUUCCACCGCCGCCGCCUCCACCGCCGCCCCCGCGGCUACUGGGCACCACAGUGGAAAAGCCCAAGGUGCAAUUGUGGAGGCCGUGGUGGAUGGAGAUGGACAUCGUAGUUCUCGGAACGGUGGGCUGUGCCUCACUUAUCUUCCUCCUCUCAGCUAUCAUCAUCUGCUACAAAGCUAUCAAGAGGAAACCACUCCGAAAAGAAGAGAACGGGACAAGUCGUGGGGAGUAUGCCAUGAGCAUCCGUAACAAGAAGGCCAUGGGUACAAACAACACUGUGGUAUAGACUGUCCUGGUAAACAUGAAGUGACAUCACCAUUGUCGCUCACCUUAUCCUGACUACAACAGUUCCCUCUCACCUUGAAUGAAUGCGAGUGGGUUUCACCCCAGGUUUUCAGAUUGGUAAAACUUCCCUCUUUGCCUGGCACGUUGCCCGGACUGAAGACACCAUUCACCUCGAGAAAAGCUAAAAAGAUCGACGGGGGGAAAAAAAUCAAGACAGAAAGGACACAGAGAAAGAUCCACAACCCCCCACGGUGUCGAAAGUGGCACAGCAAGCUGAACAUUAUGCUCUUAGUAACAGCAAGUGUUGCUGACAGGCUGGUUGGCUGCCGGCUGGAGAGGGACUGUCUGCCAGUCUGCUGCAGAUCCAGACCUCACGCACUGUUGACAUCUGCAAUGGAACAACAGACAAUACAGCAGCCCUGCAGUCCCACGGGCAGCCAGACAAGACAGCCCAUCACACACAACAAAUAACAUGCAUGCAGUUUUUACAGAGAAUGCAACAUUUUUUUAUAUUCCAACCCUCGCACUGUCCAUUUUUUUCCCCUCCAUUUUUGAGACAGAUGCUUUGUGAGAAACACGAUGUUGCUGCCGGUCCUGGCUCUGAGAUGUGGAUUCCUCUGACUAUGCAAUUUAAAGAAAUCCAUAUAAACAAAGGAGGAGCAGAAACAUCAACAUGGGACCUUCUGGUUAUUUCGCCAUGCCAAAACAGGCUACAGAAGGCUCAAUGUAAUAUAUAUAUAUUUCAGUCAUCCGUGUAUUUAUUUCCUCUAUUUAUUUACUUGUCUAUCUUUGAAUUUAUUUUUCUACUUAAAAGGGAAAAACAACGGUCUUGUAAGUUACUCACAUCUUUUCAAAUCUCGAACAUCUUGACGAAUUCAUCUUAUUUCAUGAGAGCUCUGUUUUCUAAGUGAAUAAUUUAUAGAUCAUAUAAUUCAUUUGUGAUGCACCAAUGCUUUAAGCCGGCUGUCGGUUUGUUGAGACACUGAUGCAGAAAACGCGCUUGCUCUGCAAAGAGUUUUGGUAUCAGUUGUUUUGUCUCUGGGUGUUUGAUAUCCUCUUCUGUUUCCCUGAGACUUCAGCUAAAAAAAGUCAGGGGCCUCCAUUAUGUCCUAUGUGAUCUUUGUGAAUGUGUGUUACCCGAACAAUACUCCUGUCCUGCAUCACACGCCAGUCCCGACUUUCCGAUUUGUUCGCUCAGUGCAAGCACCUCUACAAGUUAAACCUGCUCUCCCUGUCGUCCAGUUAAAUCUUGUUGUCCAAUGGUCAGCUGGAUGCCUUCCGCCGUGUUUUGUCUGGACGUGACAAUCUUCAUUUUUCUAUCUGUCAAGAAGGGCUUAGCCCAUCACCAUAGAAACAGGGGACAUGAGCCCAGAGCUGACCUUGUGACUGGCGAGAGACAGGAGACUUAGCCAAUAGCCAGAGAUCAGGUUGCACAGAGGAUGGCCUCAUCAAGGAUGUGUGUGACUCAGUGCUGUCACAGGCAUCCUUCUCAUCCCCGCUGGAAAAACACAACUGAGCUGAACUGGAGCAUCACUCAACGCUGCUCUGCUUUCUUUUCUUUUUUUUUCUUUAAUACACUAAAUCUGCGUGUGUCUGUGCGGGCAUGCAUGUGCGCGUGUAUGAGUGUGUGUGUGUGUGUCUGUCUGUGAGCGUGCAUGCAGAUGAGUGUACUCAGUGAGAGUGGGCUGUACUCUGUGGCUGUCAGUUAAGUAUAGAUAUUGGCUAAACUGUGGAAAAUAUAGGGGGAUUUUUAAAAAAAACCACAUACUUGCAUUUAAAAAUGCACAGGUAUUAGCUAACAGUAAACCCCACCAUGUACCUAUAUGAGAGAAAUGAUGGAUGCAUGAAUGUAAAUAUUGAUAUUUAAAUAUCUGCCUUCUGGACUGUUAAUUCAUGUACAGUGUAACAGAACAUAUGUUUAUACAUAGUAAAAGUUUAAAAAAAAUGUGCUACCACUUAGAAUUAUGUCAGUGUUGUCAUGUUGAUGGAGCAAGCCAUUAAUGUAUAUAUGGCAAUCAAUAGAGCAUACACAAUUUAUGCAUUAUACCAAACAGAUAACGAAAUGUGCAUAAGUUGAUUUCAUUGCUGAGUUUUUCAGUUGUAAAU